CUCACUUGCGGUUGCCCUUGUCUUGUGCGUGUUUUGUGGAUGUUGUUGUGUGCCUGUUGUUCAGAUUGCUAUUUCCAGGACAGUGGAUGCAGCUUUAGCGCCCAUGUCUUCCAAAGUAAGUGAAUUGUACCUCCUAGUGGCAACCACGGCUGAUGAUGAUGGUGAUGACAUGUCCGAUGAAGGUGCUGACCUAUCGUUAUACGAUAACUUCAACUGUGGGAAACCUCUUCAGCCAUGGCUCCCCAUUCAACCAAGGCUCCAUUGUUUACACCCGGGAUCAGCAGUUAGCCCUGUGCCACACACCCCCUCUCUGCACGGAGAGGCCGGAGAUCCCCAAGGAGCUGCGGAGGAGCAGAAGAGGAUGCAGGUCGGGAGUGAAGUGCAAGAAGCGGAAAAGACGGUACAAGCCAUGUCUACCGUCUGUCAUCAUGAGGAACGUAAGAUCUCUCCCCAACAAGAUGGAAGAGCUAACGACGCUGACCCGACUGCAGAGGGAGUACCGGGAAUGCAGCCUCAUGUGCUUCACGGAGACGUGGCUGAGUGAGCUUUCUCCGGAUUCACACGUCACACUGGACCGAUUCCAGUUGGUACGAGUGGACAGGAAUGCAACGGAGAGCGGUAAGAAGAAGGGAGGGGGAAUCGCUGUGUUUGUGAAUGAUAGAUGGUGCCACCCGGGACACAUCUGUGUGAAGGAGCAACUGUGCACCAGGGACGUGGAACUGUUAGUGGUUAGCAUGCGGCCAUACUACCUUCCGAGGGAGUUUUCACAUGUUAUUGCUAUGACUGUGUACAUCCCCCCCUCAGCGGUCGCUGCUGCAGCUGUAGAGCAGAUCCACACCAUCGUCUCUCAACUUCAGAACCAGCACCCCCAAUCCCUCCUCCUCAUCUCCGGUGACUUCAAUCAUGCUUCCCUGUCCUCUGCUCUUCCCACCUUCACCCAGUAUGUCAAAUGCCACACUAGAGACAAUUAAACUUUGGACCUCCUGUAUGCAAACAUCAAGGAUGCAUACACCUCAUCCCCCCUCCCCCCGCUGGGUCGUUCUGAUCACAACCUCGUCCAUCUCGUCACAGACUACACUCCAGUAGUGAAUAGACAACCCCCUGUGAAGAGGCCUGUGAAGCAGUGGUCUGAGGGGAGCAGUGCUAGGCUCAGAGACUGCUUCCAGACAACAGACUGGGAAGCGCUCUGCAGUCCCCAUGGCAGUGACGUUGACAGCCUGACUCACUUUAUCAACUUCUGUGUGGAGAACACUGUGCCCUCCAAGUUGGUGCGGUGUUUUCCCAACAACAAACCCUGGGUGACCUCUGAGAUUAAGGCCCUGCUGAAUAAGAAGAAAAGGGUCUUCAACUCGGGGGACAAGGAGGAGCUGUGCAGAGUCCAGAGGGAACUCCGGCAUAAGAUCAGGAAGGGGAAGGACUGCUACAGGAGGAAACUGGAGAAGCGGCUGGAAGAGAAUAAUGCCAGGGAAGUCUGGAGAGGCCUGCAGACCAUCACAGGCCAUGGUAAAGGAGUGGGGAGAAACCAAGCCAGUGGGGACAAGAUCUGGGCAGAUGAACUCAAUCUGUUUUUUAACAGAUUUGAGUCUGCCCCCCCUCCCUCCCCUACCAACUCACCACUCUUCACCCCCACAUCCCCAUCCCAGCCAUCCUCUACGCCCCUUAGUCACUGUGUGUCUGACAUGGUACUCUGCAGCACAGGUGCCCCUCAGGGUACGGUGCUCUCCCCUUUCCUCUUCACCCUCUACACCUCGGACUUCACACACAACUCCACACAGUGUCACAUCCAGAAGUUCUCCGACGACACAGCCAUUGUGGGUUGGUUUCAGAGGGGAACGAUCUGGAAUACAGGACGGUCAUCAGGGACUUUGUCAGCUGGAGUGAGCUUAACCAGCUGCAACUCAACACCAGCAAGACAAAGGAGAUGAUCAUUAACUUCCAGAGGAAAACAUCCCACUUCACACCGGUGAACAUCCAGGGAGCGGACAUAGAGUUGGUAGACAGCUACAAAUUCCUGGGUGUUCACCUUAACAACAAACUGGACUGGUCCGUCAACACCCACGCCCUCUACAAGAAGGGCCAGAGUCGCCUCCACCUGCUGAGGAGACUGAGGUCCUUUGGUGUGUGCAGGACUCUUUUACGGACCUUUUAUGACUCUGUGGUGGCCUCAGCCAUCUUCUAUGCUGUGGGCUGCUGGAGAGGGGACAGCACGGACAGGGACAGGAGCAGGAUCAAUAGACUGAUCAGGAGAGCGAGCUCUGUCCUGGACGGUCCUCUGGACUCCAUGGAGGAAGUGGGGGAGAGAAGGAUGUUGGCUAAGCUGACAUCCAUCAUGGACAACACCUCUCACCCGCUACAUGACACUGUGGGUUCUCUUAGCAGCUCCUUCAGCAGCAGACUGUUACACCCACGGUGUAAGAAGGAGAGGUUCCGCAUGUCCUUCAUACCGACCGCUGUCAGGCUCUACAACACCUGCACCACCUGAACCAUGUUGUAGUCACUAUGUAUUCUUUACUUGCGUAUCUUGCUUGCUGCUGUAACAAGUGAAUUUCCCCGCUGUGGGAUAAAUAAAGU
Messenger RNA from Dunckerocampus dactyliophorus (ringed pipefish), 2571 nucleotides. RefSeq lists its product as uncharacterized. The transcript has 2 exons. NCBI's taxonomy places the organism in Eukaryota, Metazoa, Chordata, Actinopteri, Syngnathiformes, Syngnathidae. The record is from RefSeq and is a predicted model, not a curated record. The coding region runs from base 153 to 971 and encodes 272 amino acids. Gene Ontology annotation, molecular function: 2-oxoglutarate-dependent dioxygenase activity; methyltransferase activity.